Molecule: messenger RNA, 7360 nt
Organism: Coregonus sp. 'balchen'
Lineage: Eukaryota; Metazoa; Chordata; Actinopteri; Salmoniformes; Salmonidae
Source: the annotation of a GenBank genome assembly
AUGAGUAUAGUUUUUCUUGUCAACGUUCGCGUCUGUCGGUCUACAUUCCCCUGACCUCCUUCCGCAUACAGGACUCAAACCAAGCCCAGAAAUGGUAAAUGCCUUUGUUUUGUUCUGUUUGAAAGAUGUUUGUAUGUGACGUGCAGUGGAGACUGUUAGCCUAGCAAAAUGUCGUUUUAAAUUCGUGUAGACAAAGCCAGUUAGCUAGCUAAUCCAACGAAGACGUUUCACUGCUGUGUUAUCAAACCAUGGCUGACCAAUGUUGGCUGGUUAACGUAGUUAUCUAGCUAACUACUUGUUCUCUUCAUCUUCGAUAAUCAUAUUAAUUUGUUUUCUCUAUGUUCAUUCUUGCCGUACUUCUCAACCAGUCUGACUUCUCAGAAGACCAGAUUAUAGGUGAGUUUCAAUCAGCUUUGUGACAGUAACGUUAUUUGAAGGCUAGCUAGCUACUGUAAAAUGUUAGCUAGCUGCUAGUCUAUCCCCUUGCUUCAUAUGUCUUGUCAUUCAUUGUGGAAUAGCACUACUUCUUUCCUGUCCCCCUUGUUGUGAUAAGCAGUUUCCCUGCUGACAAGUUGAUAUAAACUGAAGCCUAUGGUGAGUUUUUUUUUUGUUGAUGGACCAGGUUUUGUGUUUUGGCUAACCAUCUUGGUAAGACCUUGCAUUAAUAUUGCCAUUGUCGUCCGACAUGCACACAUCAACGAAUGAUUAUAUAUACAAUUACUAAAAUAUUGAUUCACGAUUGUCUGUUAUUGGUGCAGUCAAUCCCCUCCUUUGAUCCCAACAUAGCGGUUUGAUUGAAUGGUGUUUCAUCAGGUUAAUGUUUUGUGUUGAAUGUUACUGACCAUCAACUAAUUUUGCACUGAGUUCUGUGCCUGGUAUUUUUAUGCAUGUUUUAAUAAAAGGCCAGACGUCAAUAUGUCAAGGCAUUAUGGCUAGUCAUUAUACGGCCUAUGAGUAUUCAAAAGCCUAGGUACUUUGAAAGAUUGGCCGUUUUUAGUUAUUCCAUUUUAAAAGUCGUUUUUUUGUAAAAACCAAUUUUGGUAUUAUUGAUCUGUUCCGUUUAUUGUGUGAUGUCUUGUUCUGCUACCUAGCUACGUGGUUAACUUAGAUAGUAGAGGAAACCGGAAGUUCUCAAUUCUGGAACGUGAAUUCAUUAGUUCCCGAUCCCAGAACUGUAUAAAAUGUCUAGAUAUAUUAUAGACGAAAUCAAGCCACUAUAUUGUAAUUUGUUCUCAGUCCUUCACUGGUGUUGACUCAUAGACAUUGUGUAAGCAAAAGGAAAUGACUAAACAACUUAUUAAAGAGUUGUACGGAUCGAAGGCGUGGCCGAACUAAACCUCAGACAUGCUGUUCUUUGAAAUGAAGUUGGCAAAGCAUAAUGUAUCCAUUUACCAAGAAUAUAUGUAGCAAAAUAGUGUUACUGUAGGCUACUCAUCGGUUGCCUGUGACUUUUUCCCUUGCUCAAUCAAUGGCAUUUUUAGGAGUUUUUUUCCGCAGUUGAUAGAUUUCCUUAGCGCUCGUUUGGUUGAUAGAUUACUCGGCCAGCGCUUGCUGUCAAUGCCAUAUAUGGGUAAAUUAGUGGCUGCUGUGUAGUUUCAGACGGGCCAGCUUGGAAUGCACAGCAUAGCAGCAAUGCAAUGCAAGCACCAUAACAAUAGCCCUGGGAAAUGACCCUGAUGUCAGAGAGCAUUCCAUGAGAGGCCACCGCAUUUUCUGUAGAUUACACACAAUCAAAAAACAAAACAAAAAAUCUUUGGAUUCUCUUUCUUGACCAUUUUUAUGUGUGGGGGGGAAACCAAAACACACACACACUCAAUCCAGUGCUGUGCUUUUUUAAACGCCUUUCUUCUCCCCGUCUUUCAGAGUUCAAGGAGGCCUUCCUGCUGUUUGACAGGACGGGCGAUGGGAAGAUCAGCUACAGCCAGUGUGGUGACGUCAUGCGGGCCCUCGGCCAGAACCCCGUCAACGCUGAGGUCCUCAAGGUCCUGGGCAACCCCAAGUCAGAAGGUCAGCCCUACUUCUAGAUGCUUACUGAACAUUGACCAUUAGUAUCUAUUGGCUGGAUCAAACGUAUAGAAGUAUUACACACAUCAGUUAACAUUAGUACGAUUUUAUUCCGGCAUGGCAUCGUCUUGUGUUCAGAUAGAUUUAGGCCGAUCCUCCAAAGUGUGUUUUUAGGCCUGUUGCUGUUUGUAGUCAACAACUUCACCAAACCAGUUUGACUAAUUUGUAUCCGGUCAGGUGUAAGAUGUCAGCUAAUAUGCUUAAGCAUCCAAGGAUAAAACUGAUGAAACAGAAUGUUCUUCUGAGUAUGAAAUUCACAUCCUAUGGAGUGUGAACUUAUCCUUGUGCGUAAUCUGAAAUUGUCAAGUACCACAGAUGCACACAGGCUUUGUCCUAACCUGUCGAGGGUGAUUUUGUCUUGUGGUUGCGCAGCCUGUCACUUAUCAGCUUGGGAACAGGAGCAUUGUGAGGGGUCCUGUUCUUACAUGUGUUAAUUACACACACAACAGAUGCAUAUCAUGCAGAUCAUGUCAACAGGAUCUGAUAAUGUAAAGCUGAUGAUCAAUUUUAUAGAGAAACGCAAGCAUUCCUCUAAUUUGGAAUUGAUAAGGUUUUGUUCAGAUUUUUUGCAAAAAAACUAAUCAAAAGUGUAUUGUUCUCGUACACACAUUUGCAGGUGUUAUAGCACUCGCACAAACUAAAAGUUAGGGUACACAUAGUGGGAGUGAGUACAGUAGUUUAUGUCUUUUUGGGGAUUUAAAAAAUGGUUAUGAGAGCUCUCCUUUUUUUUGGUUAAAUACAUUCCAAGCCAUUUUGAGUUAUUUUACUCUCAGUAUGUGGGCCUAGACUUUAACGGCAUAGAUGUAGAUCUCAUAUAAGUUAUUCUGUCUGUUUUAUAGCAAAGUAAUAGUAUCUAGCAGAGUAAGACAUGUUUAUGUUUGUUUCCCUCCCCAGAGAUGAACCACAAAAUGCUGGACUUUGAGCAGUUCCUGCCCAUGCUCCAGGCCAUCGCUAAGAACAAGGACCAGGGCUCCUUUGAGGACUUUGUGGAGGGUCUGCGCGUCUUCGACAAGGAGGGCAACGGCACAGUGAUGGGCGCUGAGCUGCGCCACGUCCUCACAACGCUCGGUAAGACCUCAGAACGAUCUUAUAAAGCUUUCAUGAAGCAUUUGUAAGUGCUGUCACUGGCUUGGUUUACAUCUCCCCUUAUGAAAAGAUUAUUCAUUUUCAUAGAACUGCACCAUCUGUUUAUUUCUCUCUUGUAUUAGCAAAUGAUUUAUAUUACAGUAUAUAAGCCAACAGUUUCUUUCUUGUACUUGAGAGCUCUACUUCAGCUUAAAGAGAAACUGCCACUAAAAAAUAACUAUCAUUUAGAAACAUCCUAUGUGGCAUUGAUAUGAGUCAGAAACAUUUAUUCUGUCAAAAUUGAUUACAAAUUGUAAAUAGGAUAAUUUUGGUCAUAAAGUCAGUCUUGUCCAAAACAGAGUUUGUGAGACUUGAGGUCAUGACUGCGUCACAACUUAAAUGCAGGUUGGGUUUGUUUCAAUCCUGCCCACAGCUGGCAGCACACAAGUAAUCAUCAAUUCGGAGUGCAGCUGCAUGGGACCCGAUCAUAAUGCCUGUGGUAAAUUUGGGUUUACUUUGGAUAUCCCAACGGGGCUAGUUAAGAACCUUCUGUAAAUUACACAAUGUACAUGGGACAAUAUGUUAAAAUUCUAAUAGCUCCAAAUUUCAAUGACUUAACCUCAAACCAACUAUAAAUUGUAGAAAUUCAUAGACAAAUAUUGAAAGCAUUUAAUGAGAACCUAAAAGGUGUGCAACAUGAAAAUAGUGUCAUUUACAUUGUGUAAUUUAUUGACGGUCCCUAGCUAGCCCCGGAGAUGGGCUAUCCAAAGUCAAACUAAUUUUGCACACCAGCUGGCUGAAGCUAAUUGGCGAAAUAAUUUGGCUAACUCUUCCCACCUGCAAACACGCACACGAGACACACACAUCAAACCCGCACCCUGAAACCAACUCCUGUUUGAAUUCAGUCAUAGCAUUUCUUAAUGAACCAAAUCUAAAACGAGGCCUAAUCAGGAAGUACAUUCGCCCUUUAACACUCCAGACAAACAGUACUGCAACCUGCCUUGUGAUGAUGUUGGAGACAAACUGUUGACGUUCAGCUCUUGAAGGUUUUACAUGAAGAAUUUAAUUUGGAUCAAAAUAAACGUUUGAUCCACACAGUCCUGAUAGUUUUACCUCUUCUCCUUAUCAACCACACCUGACUGUGGUACCAAAGGUCUUCAUUGUCACUAAUCAGUAAUCACCUCUUAAACUAGUGACUCAAUGCCCUACUGUAUCCAUAUUGAUGCACUUCAUUUGCAUCCUGGACAUCGGUCUUGUCAGUAAGACGAUUUGGCAACACAAGUGACAAGACAUGGCUUUAUUGAGUCUCCCUGGUUAACUGUGUCAGUAUCCCUCUGGGAAUGUCUGCUUGGUAGUGUAGGGAUUGACAUUAAGGGUUGCCCUAUUGCAAGUGAACUAAGCAGUCGUUAAAGUUAAACCUGCUCCGAGGUUGCCCCAUUGGGGGGGACCAAAAAAUACUCCUGACUUGCCCGAUGGGCAAGUGCCUUUCAGACUUUGUCAAUCCCUCUAGUGGCUUUUACCAUUGUAGAAUGUAAGGUAUAGGAAAGAUGGGAUUCCCUUGCUAUACAGUGUAUUUUUGUCUAUCUGUUAUGAGAAUGUAAAAGAGCAUUUCAUUUGUGUUGCAGGUGAGAAAAUGACAGAAGAGGAGGUGGAGACUCUGUUAGCGGGACACGAAGAUGCCAACGGCUGCAUCAACUACGAAGGUAAAGCAGCGUGGUGAACUGGAUGGAUAUGAUGGCUGUGAAGGAGAACACUGAACCUCGUCCUGUACUGUAGAAUAUAUUACAAUGCAUGAGGAAUUACCAUUUCCCAUAGUGUUUGAAUAAUGGAAGAAUCAUGUGAAUGAUAAGACGUGAAUUGUAACAAAAUACAAUAACAAUUGUCUUGAAUGGGAUGUACUCAUGUUUUGUGUCAACACAAAGCCCUAUGAUUAUUAAUAAGGAUUAUGUGUAUGUCUGGGUGUAGGUUGUAUUAUUGGAUUUCAGGUGUGUGUGUCCCUUGUGUUGUCCCUUCACUGACCUCCCUGUUCCUCUCCCACAGUCUUUGUCCGCCACAUCAUGUCCGGCUGAGUGGAGGGUACGAGCAGACCCCCUAAAGCCCCCCCUCUCUCUCUCUGUCGGCACCUGCCCCAGCAGUGGGCUCUCACCUGCUCUGGGGGACUUGUGUGUAGGGGGGAGGGGGCCCUCUCGUCAGCCCAUCACUGCACAGAAUGCCCCUACUCCUAGCUACUGAUACCACAGAUGUAUUUAAGCGAGUAAUAACUAGCAGUUUACUCUUUAAAAUGAUACUUGGUUCGGGUUGUGUGUGGGGGACCGGGUGCUCCUACUCUAACACACUCACCUAAAAAAUGGCGAGCUACUGAAGAGAUGCGUAGUAAAAGCUAUGAUACUAAUCGAGUAGGACAUCUCUCUGUGCCAUGAUGGUGUUGUCAGAGGCUGCUGGGUUCCUGUGGUGGAGUCAGCGGUUUGAAUUUAUGGUUUGAUCUCUGUUCUCUUUAACUUUCUCUCUUGCAGAGCCCUUCUCCUGCCCAGCUCCCUCGCCUCUCCCACCCUCCCCUGGCUGUAGCCUGCAUGUAGCGUCUCUGCAUGUGUCUAGGUGGCUCCUCUAAAUUACCCCCAUGGACACUGACUCUCCAACUGGAGGAGGGCAGGAUACUGACAGGGGGUCUGUUAGUUAGACUAGAGGGGCGACUGUUCAACUCUGAAUGUAUAGGAGUAGGUGGGAGGGUGGUUUGGAUAAAGUGGUGUACAAUAAGUAUUUCUCAAGGGUUGAACUAUCGUCCUCUCUACUAUAAUGAUUUCCUACUAUUGCAGUGAGUUGCUCCAUUUCCUUGGCUGGUGACUUCUGUUCCCUUCUCCCCAUGGAAGCUGGUACUGUAGGCGUGCUAGACCCUUGAUUUUUGUUUAUUUUCCUCCCUUUCUGCCAGAUCCUUCGCUCCUCCUCCUUCCUCCCCCUGUCCUUGUUUUCCUCUGUUAGAACAGCCCAAAUAAGGAGGGGGGUUGCUAAUCCUAACACAUUCCAGGUCCUGAGGCCUGGCUGAGCAAAUCCUUGGCUGUUCUGGCUCUCUAGGAGAUGGAGCUUCUCUCCGAGUCCCUCCCUCUAUAGUUCACCCUCUCUCUCUCUCAUCCCUCGCUUCUGCCUCUAAUGCUCAAACUUUAAUGCCGAUUCUCUCUUCUGUCUGAUUGACACAUGGAGUCUCUGUGGAUCAGAUUCAGGCUUCAGCAUCCAGCUGAGAGCAGUGCUCAUGUUGGGGAGGAAAACACCUCCUAGAGAACCAUGUGGGAGCAUGUCACUAAGUGUACUUACCUCUCUGUUGAUGAUUCAUUUAAUUUGUCUCAUUGUGAUUUUUAAAUGUAUAGGUGUCUGUAGGCUGUGACAUCCUGAGUGUGUUUUGACAACGACAUCUUGGUGGGAUAAUGCUUAGGAAGGCUUUUGGUCAAAUCAAUUUUUUGCAUGUAAAGCCCCUCCGUAGAUUCUUCUCAGAUAAACAAGCCAAUUCAUAUUGAACCAUUCAGUAAUGAGUCACAGUAUAAAGUCAAAAUAAUGCCCUCAAUCUUGAUAGGGAGUCUGAGGCUAUUUGGGAGAGAUGGGAGGCUGUAGUACUGCUGGCAGAUGCUGGAGGUGGAGUUUGCUCUAGGCUCUUCUCAGACACUGAUGACCAAGCAUGCUGCUGAUGUUUUUUUUCUUCUCUCCCUCAGAACUCGUCCGGAUGGUGAUGAGUGGUUGAAGAUUUCAAGAACACAACCAGUUCAUUUUAUUCCCAAAUGUUUUUUUCUUCUAUUAUAUACGUAAUGUCUGUUUCGCCCCCAUCCACCCUGUGUCAUUCCCCAACCAACUCUUGUUUGCCAUCGUUUUGUCAUAAAAAAAAAAAGUUUUUCUUUCAGAAGUGCCUUUUCUGUGUCUGAGUUGAAAUCGCCCCUUUUCAUUUCACUUCAAAAUAUCAUCCAGCCACAGAGGCGCAUGCUAUCAUGUCUGGCUCGUGGACAGAAUCGGCAAUAACAUUCCCUUGAUUAUACAUUCCCAUCGCCCACCCUGUCACUCAACCCGUGUCAGCCCCAUUGCCCAAUAGCUGUGUUUUUAUACGGGGGAGAUGCAUGUUCAUUGGCUGAGACUAGCUGUAAUGUGGGUUUUACCAGGCUAACCAACCAAUCAUGAAAUUAUAGAUUUAUUGUCUCAUGUAUAUGUUAUAAUGAAUGGUAUUUAAUAAAAAUCCCCAGUUUCUGAAAAGUAA